Molecule: messenger RNA, 1154 nt
Organism: Capsicum annuum
Lineage: Eukaryota; Viridiplantae; Streptophyta; Magnoliopsida; Solanales; Solanaceae
Exons: 5
Coding region: 238-597 (119 amino acids)
Source: RefSeq, a predicted model, not a curated record
AAAUAGUGUCUCUUUCAUCAUUUAUUACAUGUUCGUGGAAAAUCUCAUAAAAAAGUGUCAAAGAUUGCUUGAACAUGGCCGAAAGAUUUCCAAUCAAUAUGAUCACACCUACAACGCAAGAUUGGAUAUGUAAGAUAAGUGGUUGACAAAUGUCGACCAAGAGACACCAGAGAUGGGAACAAAAAGUAUCAGCUCUUGAUACUUCAAGAUGAAGAGGAAAAUCAGGUUCAGGCGAUUAUGUUCGGUAUUGAUAUAACACAGUUUGAAGAUGUGCUUGCACCCUUCAAUACAUAUUUGGUGUCUGUUGCGCAAGUGAAAGAUCCACCUUUUGAAUAUAAGAGUGCACUUAAUGAUUACAUUUGGACAAUUGAUAGAAACACCAUAGUUGAGCCCAUUGAAAAGGUUACUCCUCCGAAAGAUCCGUUAACUCAGCCAACAAGGUUAACUCUUACCGCAUUUGACACCUUCGAGUAUCAACCCAAAGACUAUGAGUUUGAUGUACUUGCCAUUGUCAUCAACGACAGCCAUCCUACAAAGACAGCAAGCGAAAAAAAAGUUCAGGAGUUCAUUAUCAUUGAUGAACAGAUCAACAAAUAGAUUCAAUGGUUUGUCGAACAGGUUCAAUACAACAAUUGAGAUCAAUCCUCUAUAUCCACAGGCCGCCGUAUUGAGGACAUGGUAAUAUGCAUUUAUAGUUUUAUAUUUCCAUCCAAAAUGCUAAGUAUAAACUACAUCUUAUGGUUACAACUAUAUAGGAUGAAGACAAUUGAACCGGAACUUGUUGCUUAUAAGAUGAAGAGUACUACUGCAGUAGGCUCUAUUCUGUUGGUUCCCUUUGAGGAUAAAAUUAUACCUGUCGCUAAUAUCAAAGAACAAAUUUCGAUAAUGAUUACCACUUUUGUACUUUCAAUUCUUCAAGUUAUAAUACACUAAAUAAAAACUUAAAUUGUGUCAUUCUUAAAUUUUUAGGGACAUGUAUUUUAUGUCGAAGCUGAACUGUCUUUUGCAAGAAAGGACCAACACCUUUGUGUCUUACAUUGCCCAAGCUAUAAGACAUUAUUUUCAAGAUACAAUGUGCGAAGAGAAAUCUACUGCACCACUUGUCACCGAUCCACAUUAUUGACUCACAAGUAUAAAUGCUUUUUAACAAUAUA